Messenger RNA from Saprolegnia diclina VS20, 1888 nucleotides. RefSeq lists its product as hypothetical. The record is from RefSeq and is a predicted model, not a curated record. Bases 12 to 1850 code for a protein of 612 amino acids. Gene Ontology annotation, biological process: intracellular protein transport; vesicle-mediated transport. Lineage: Eukaryota; Oomycota; Saprolegniomycetes; Saprolegniales; Saprolegniaceae. The transcript is spliced from 11 exons. Gene Ontology annotation, cellular component: vacuole; CORVET complex.
CGCAAUCAUACAUGGCUCACGCGAGCACGCUGGAGAAGAGUCGGUUCGCGCUCGCCCGGCUCCGCGCCGCCUCGUCGGACGCGCUUGAUGCACUGCUCCAGGCCGUGCAGGCGCACAGCAUGGAGGUCGUACUGGCGCCGCGGCUAUGGGGGCUCUUCCAGCACUUUUCGACACUUGGGUCGGACCGGCUCAAAGCCCUUCGAGUCACGGAGAUCCACGCGCUCGACAGCCACGUCGGCGACCAGCACAGCGCUGGCAGCGCGCUCGUCUUUAUCGUGCAGCCCAUCGUGGCGCAAGUGUAUCUUGUCGCGCGACGCAUUGCGAGCGUCGUCGAGCACCAGCCGAAAGGCGCGCCGCCGCUCGUUGUCCACAUCCUGCACGCCGGCCCUUGGAACGCGCUCUGUGCCACGGUGCUCAACCAAGAACGCACGGCCGAGAUCGUCCAGCUGACGCUGACGCUGUUUCCGCUCGGGUUCAUUCCACUCGACAGCGACGUGCUCACACUGGGCUCAGACACGCUCUUGCGCGAGUGCUACUUGGGCAGCAACAAGACGAGCCUGGCGACGAUGGCGCAUGCGCUGUACCACCUCGAAGCAACGCUCGGCAAGAUUGGCCACAUCUUUUACAAGGGCGACCUCUCACAUGCGCUGUGGAAGCACCUCGCAGCCCUCCACAUUCAAAACGGCGUGCCUCCGCCCGCUACCUCCAAGAAGCACCGCGUCGACUGCCUCAUGGUCUUUGACCGCAAGCUCGACUACUAUGCACCACUGAGCACGCCAUUGACGUACGAAGGUCUCCUCGACGAGGUCCUCGCGUACCGCGACGGCAUGGUGCAGGUCGAUGCAAAUCUCUUGGACGACACGAUCCCGAGCGGCCAGCAGCAGGCGCCUAUGAGCUUGUCGAGCGACGAUGUCGUCUUUGAGCUCUGCCGCAACGUCCACAUUCAAGCACUGGGACCGCUGCUGCAGCACCAAGUUGCGACCAUCUCGGAGGAGCACGCGUCGCUUCAAAGAGCCAUGCACGACGAAGCAGCGUGGAAGACCGAUAUCUCGAGCCUGCCGGGCCAAGUCCAAGCCCACUUGCACCAGCAGAGCUUGCUCAACCAGCAUCUACAGCUGUCGCAGCUGCUGCAGGCGACGACCAACUCGAAGGAUUUCCGACGCCGCUGGCUCCUCGAGCGCGCCAUUAUGGAAGGCGAGCCGCGCCUCGGCGACAUUGAGCAGCUCAUUUGGAAGCAAGGCCCGCUCUUGCACGUGCUGCGUCUUCUGGCGCUGCACAGCCUCGCCAACCACGGCAUUCCGAGAGAGCGCUACUUUCAUCUCAAGACGCAGAUCAUGCAGUUUUACGGCUACGAAUACCUCCACACGUUCGACAACCUCGAGCAAGUCGGGCUCCUCCGCAUGCACGAUCAAGCGCAGAAAGCCCCGCCCAACCUCCUGCGGGCCUUUGGCUGCAUCGGCAACUACGGCGGCGACGUCGUGCAUCCCGAGGACGCGGGCUACGUCUCGGGCGGCUACACGCCGCUGCUCGUCAAGCUCGUGGACGCCGCACUCGGUCCGCGCCAGUGGGAGCCGAUGGCCGAGCUCCUGCACCAACUGCCCGGUCCCUCGGCGCACUUUUCCACGUCCGACGCCAACAAUCCGGGUAAGAAAAGGAAGACGUUCAAGACGGUGCUGCUGGUCGUUGUUGGCGGUCUCACGUGGCUCGAGAUCGCAGCGCUGCGCUUCUUGGGCCAGCAGCGCAACGUCACGUUCUUGUUUGCGAGCAACUCGAUCGCGUCCGGGCAGCGCUUCUUCGAGCCUCUCCUCGAAGCAGUCUACAACGGCCUGGUCGACGAAGACAUCAAGUAGCUCUUCCUCUUGGUAUUCCAGUACACGCAGAGCAUUGC